Molecule: messenger RNA, 1167 nt
Organism: Acaulospora colombiana
Lineage: Eukaryota; Fungi; Glomeromycota; Glomeromycetes; Diversisporales; Acaulosporaceae
Source: the annotation of a GenBank genome assembly
AUGACGGUCCCCGCGGAGUUCAACGAACAAGCAAAUGCAACACUGAGAGAAUGUGUCUACAACGCAAAUUUAAUUGAAUCUAAGAAUUCAGAAAAAUUACAGUUUUCCACAGAACCCGAAGCCGCCGCUAUUCAUUGCAUGAGCGUAUUAAAGGAACACUUCCUUACCGACGUAGGCACGAAUUUCUUAAUUGUGGAUUGUGGGGGAGGCACCGUUGAUUUGACUACACGGGAGUUAUUGCCUGAUUCGAGGUUGGGUGAAGUCACAGAGCGCACCGGUGAUUUCUGUGGCGCAAUAAGGUUAUUAGAAGAACAACAUUAUGGCCAAUUACAGUAUAUGGUACAGGAAUUCUGCUCGAAGGUGAAGUUACCGUUCACCGGUGUUAAAAGGGAAUUUAAGCUUUAUGAGUUAGAUCUUGAUGAGGUUUGCCCGAUCAUAAAGCAAUAUGUCAGCGGUACGGCCAAAUCAAAGUUGGAAAAGGAUGAAUGGGUGAUCGAUUUGGAUUUUGAGACAGUUAAAUCGUUCUUCGAUCCCGUCAUCGCAAAGAUCAUUAGACUCGUUUCUGCGCAACUUAAUAAUGGUAAAAGUUGCUCGGCAAUGUUUUUGGUAGGAGGAUUUAGUGAGUCGAAAUACUUACAAAGGAGAAUCCGAGAAGAAUUCAACGAACAAGUCAAAAAUAUCAAUGUACCAAAACAACCACAAGCUGCUAUUGUCAGAGGUGGGUUGGAGUAUGGCCUAAAUAUGAAGGUAAUCAAAACCAGAGUUCUCAAAUGGACCUAUGGCAUAGAAUUAUCACCGCAAUGGAAACCAGGUGAUCCACCGGAACGCAGGAUCGCGCACAACCGCAUUGACAUAUUCAGUAAACUUGUGUCCAGAGGCACGGUGGUGGACGUCGAUCAAGAAUUUGGUAAAGAUUUGUUCCCCAGUAUAGAAGAUCAAGUUGCGGCGUCAAUGAAAAUAUACAAGACGCCCGAGUCGGAUGGUAGAUACCCCGAUGAACCGGGAAUGGAGAAACUGGGAGAGCUGAUAUUGGAUUUCCCAGAUCCAUAUCUGGGUUUCAACAGGAAGUUGAGAUUUACCCUGACAUUUGGACAAAUGGAGAUUAGGGCGUAUUGUACGAAUCAAAAUGGAAAGAGUGUUAACGCAACUUUCGACUUGGAGUUAUAA